CCACAUAAAUCUUACCAAGAGUACAAACAUCUUAAUUUGAAUCCACAAAGUUUUGUAUAAUGAAAAGAAAUACAGAAUUUUAAUUCAAUCCAAGUGUUUCCCAAGCAGAUUGUAUUUGCUUAAAUUGCUACAGUAAUUCAAUGGGCAGCCCUGUCUGGACACAGAGUUACUGUGAAUUUUUAAGAAACUCAGUUAAAGAAUUUAGGAAUUUCUGAUUCACUCAAAGGAUUUGCAAACUCAUCAACUCCUGAAAGCUAAAGCAAUUUCUACAGUAGAACAAAAAACAUGGGCUUUUUGAGACCAGUAUAUUUCCUUUUCCUCUUUUUUGGAGUCAAAGUAUAUUGCCAAUAUGAAAUUUACCAAUGGGAUGAAGAUUAUGAUCAAGAACCAAAUGAGGAUUAUGAACCUGAAUUCCAAUUUCGUCAAAAUGUUGAAUAUGGAGUUCCUUUUUAUCAGCCUACUUUAGGCUGUGCCAGAGAAUGCUUUUGUCCAACUAACUUUCCAUCAUCUAUGUACUGUGACAAUCGCAAACUCAAAACUAUCCCUAAUAUUCCGAUGCACAUUCAGCAAGUCUACCUUCAGUUCAAUGAAAUUGAAGUUGUAACUGCAAAUUCACUCAUUAAUGCAACUCAUCUUAAAGAAAUUAACCUCAGCCACAACAAAAUUCAAAAAGUUGAUUAUGGUGUAUUUGCUAAGUUUUCAAAUCUACUACAACUUCAUCUAGAACAUAACAAUUUAGAAGAGUUUCCAUUUCCUCUUCCGAAAUCUCUGGAAAGGCUCCUUCUUGGUUACAAUAAAAUCUCUACACUACCACCAAAUGCAAUGGAUGGACUAGUAAACUUGACUAUGCUCGAUCUCUGUCACAAUCAUCUUGAUGACUCCACAUUAAGAGAGAAAACCCUUGCCAAUAUGGAAAAAUUAAUGCAGCUCAACCUAUGUAAUAACAGAUUGGAAUCAAUGCCUCCUGGAUUGCCUUCUUCACUUAUGUAUCUAUCCUUAGAAAAUAAUUCAAUUUCUUCUAUACCAGACAAUUACUUUGAUAAACUUCCAAAACUUCAUGCUCUAAGAAUGUCACACAACAAACUGCAAGAUAUCUUGUAUGAUACUUUUAAUCUUUCCAACCUCAUCGAGCUCAACGUCGGACACAACAAGUUGAAGCAAGCAUUCUACAUUCCAAGAAACUUAGAACACCUCUAUCUAGAAAAUAAUGAAAUAGAAAAUAUCAAUGUGACAAUGAUGUGUCCAUCUGUUGACCCUUUAUAUGACCACCAUUUAACAUACCUUCGUGUGGACCAAAACAGACUGAAGGAACCAAUCAGUUCAUACAUCUUUUCCUGUUUCCCUCAUAUACACACUAUUUAUUAUGGUGAACAAAGGAGCAUUGAUGGUCAAAUGAUAGAACUGAAGACCCAAGUUUUCAGGAGAUUUCAAGAUGAUGAUUAUGAUGAUGGGGAUGAUCAUGAAGAUCAUGACAACACUCACGAGGGCCAAGCUGGGAGUGAAGAGCACUUUGACCCUCAUUACUAUGAAAUUUAAGAAUGACAAGAAACUGUAUAGGUAUACAUUUAUGAUUUUAUAAGAGCUCAGAAUAAUUUUAAAUCUAAUCACAUAUUGCUCAAAGUCAUGUAUCUAGAAUUAUGUAUUAGUAAAGAUUAGAGUUGCCUUUAAGUUGUUGGGCAACGAUAUGAUUACAUGGUAUUAGAACUUACUUAAAAUGAUACAAAUCCUACAAACACAAACAAGAAACACAAGUGGGAAUAAAAACAAACUAAACUUUAAUGCCUUCUUGCACUUUUAAAAUCGAGAUAUUGUCAUGCUGAAAAAGAAAGCAAGUGUCACUUGUAAUAACAGAAAUUUUCCUAGGGCAGAUGAAGGGAGUUGCCUUAGCAGUGAAGGCCUGGGAACUGUGUCCUUCUGGUCAUUAUGAGGAUGUCUGUGUAACAGAAGGGUAUAUCAGUAUUAGGAGUGGUCAUUUAUUUAAGAGAAGAGUUUUCUGUGAUUGUCUCCAGAAGAGCUUUCACUGUUGUAUUUAUGAACCCUCACCAUGACAUCUACCCCUUGGCUUAUCACUCAAGAAGAUAGAAUGGUAUUUAUGAUUUUCAAGAGGCCAUCCUAUUAUGCAUUCAAGACAUAUGGAUUAUGAAAUCAAAUAUUCUUAAUGUGUUCCAUUUUUAAGUGGGAUUCAUUGUUUUUCACUUAUAGCUAAUUAAACUAGAAAAUGAUCUCUGCUUUAGUUAUCUAAAGACCUGUUAGUAGAUUGCUGCUAUGUUCAUAAGCCAACAUUAAAUUUCAAAAAAUAAAGUUCUUA
Dipodomys spectabilis (banner-tailed kangaroo rat) is the source of this 2308-nucleotide messenger RNA. It is a transcript of the gene Omd, whose product is annotated as osteomodulin. The transcript is spliced from 3 exons. Gene Ontology annotation, molecular function: protein binding. The coding region runs from base 286 to 1536 and encodes 416 amino acids. Lineage: Eukaryota; Metazoa; Chordata; Mammalia; Rodentia; Heteromyidae. The record is from RefSeq and is a predicted model, not a curated record.